Messenger RNA from Symbiodinium necroappetens, 438 nucleotides. The record is from the annotation of a GenBank genome assembly. Lineage: Eukaryota; Dinophyceae; Suessiales; Symbiodiniaceae.
AUGCCUACAACAUCCAGUACAUGCUGGACUUGUCGGUCGGUGACGGGAAGACGUGUAUGCUGGCCAUCAAACGGAGGGCCGAGCUGGUGGGAAUCACGUUCAACGAGUUUCACAAAGAACAGUUGUAUCGCCGACUUGAAAGUCAAGUUUUCCGGGAGUUUCAGAAUGCGGAUUCUCCGCUUUAUGAGGCCGGGCUGGUUCAGCUCUUGGGAAAGAAUAAGCGCAAGGCGGUGCCAAAGCCAAAGGCCAAGUCAUCCUCGUCGAAGAAACCGAAAAAGGAGGAAGAUGAAGACGAGGAGGACUUGGGCACAGCGGAGGAAACAGCAUCGCAAGAAGAUGACGAUGAAGAAGACGAAGACAAUGAAGAAGAGGAUAAUGAAGACAUGGCCGAAGAAUCGGAAGAAGAAGAUGAAGAAGAGGACUUUCUCUAAAUCCUAA